This is a messenger RNA of Chiroxiphia lanceolata (lance-tailed manakin), 2518 nucleotides long. RefSeq lists its product as uncharacterized. Bases 353 to 1327 code for a protein of 324 amino acids. The record is from RefSeq and is a predicted model, not a curated record. NCBI's taxonomy places the organism in Eukaryota, Metazoa, Chordata, Aves, Passeriformes, Pipridae. The transcript has 2 exons.
CGGCCGCGGCGCCGCCACCGUGAGCGUUCCCGGUCGAGGAUCGGCGAUGCCGAGUCAGAGAAAGGUCGGAAUGAGGGUGCCGGGCAGCGGGGGGGGAGCUUCUUUCCUAGGCUGGGCCGUCACCGGAGCGAGGAAACGUGGAUGGGGUGGCUCCGGGGUGACAUCGAUCCCUCUGGAAUAUCGAGCUGGAUCGUCCCCAGCUCUCCCGGUGUCCCUCCCCUUCCUUGUGUCCCUUGGAUCCAAAGGGAACACUCCAGGACUCACCAACCCUUGAGUUUUGCCCACCAAGACCUCACAACCACCCCAGGGCCGUUCCCCUUCUCCAGGGGACUCCGAGCUGAGUUUUUCCGGGAUGUUCUUCCCUCAAUCCCACUUUUUCUGGACAAACAUUGUUCCAAAUCAUUCCAGUGUCCCUCCCCUUCCCUGUGUCCCUUGGAUCCAUAGGGAACACUCCAGGACUCACCAACCCUUGAUCUUCACCCACCAGGACCUCACCACCACCCCAAGGCCACUCCCCUUCUCCAGGGGACUCCGAGAUGAGUUUUUCCACGUUGUUCUUCCCUCAAUCCCACUUUUUCUGGAUGAACAUUGUUCCAAAUCAUCCCAGUGUCCCUCCCCUUCCCUGUGUCCCUUGGAUCCAAAGGGAACACUCCAAGACUCACCAACCCUUGACCUUCACCCACCAGGACCUCACCACCACCCCAGGGCUGUUCUCCUUCUCCAGGGGAUGUCAAACACGUUUUUUCCUGGAUGUUCUCCCUUAAUCCCAUUUUUUUGGAUGAGUGCCAUUCCAGAUUAUCCCCAUCUCUCCCGGUGUCCCUUCCCUUCCUCUUGGAUCCGUAGGGAACACUCCAAGACUCACCAGCCCUUGAGUUUUGCCCACCAGGACCUCACCACCACCCCAGGGCCGCUCCCCUUCUCCAGGGGACUCCGAGAUGAGUUUUUCCAGGAUGUUCCUUCCCCAGUCCCAUUUUUUCCGAACGAGCGCUGUUCCAAAUCAUCCUGGUAUCCCUCCCCUUCCCUGUGGAUCCGUAGGGAACACUCCAAGACUCACCAGCCCUUGAGCUUCACCCACCAGGACCUCACCACCACCCCAGGGCUGUUCCCAUUCUCCAGGGGAUGCCGAACACGUGUUUUCCAGGGUGUUCUCCCUCAAUCCCAUUUUUUUUGGAUGAUUCCCAUUCCGAACCAUCCCAGUCUCUCCCACUGUCCCUUCCCUUCCUCUUGGAUCUGCAGGGAACACUCCAAGACUCACCAACCCUUGACCUUCACCCACCAAGACCUCACCACCACCCCAGGGCCGUUCCCCUUCUCCAGGGGACUCUGAGCUGAGUUUUUCCGGGAUGUUCUUCCCUCAAUUCCAUUUUUUCCGGACAAGCACCAUUCCAAAUCAUCCCGGUGUCCCUCCCCUUCCCCAUGGAUCCAUAGGGAACAUUCUAGGACUCACCAACCCUUGAGUUUCGCCCACCAGGACCUCACCACCACCCCAGGGCCGCUCCCCUUCUCCAGGGGACUCCAAACCAGGUUUUUCCGGGUUGUUCUUCCCUCGAUCCCAUUUUUUCCAGACGAACAUUGUUCCAAAUCAUGCCAGUGUCCCUCCCCUUCCCUGUGUCCCACUCCAAGACUCACCAACCCUUGAGUUUCACCCACCAGGACCUCACCACCACCCCAGGGCUGUUCUCCUUCUCCAGGGGAUGCCGAACACGUUUUUUCCGGGAUGUUCUCCCUCAAUCCCAUUUUUUUGGAUGAGCGCCAUUCCAGAUUAUCCCCAUCUCUCCCGGUGUCCCUUCCCUUCCUCUUGGAUCCAAAGGGAACACUCCAAGACUCACCAACCCUUGAGUUUCACCCACCAGGACCUCACCACCACCCCAGGGUCGCUCCCCUUCUCCAGGGGACUCCGAGCUGAGUUUUUCCGGGAUGUUCUUGCCUCGCUCCCAUUUUUUCUGGACAAACAUUGUUCCAAAUCAUCCCAGUGUCCCUCCCCUUCCCUGUGGAUCCAUAGGGAACACUCCAAGACUCACCAACCCUUGAGUUUUGCCCACCAGGACCUCACCACCACCCCGUGGCCGCUCCCCUUCUCCAGGGGACUCCAAACCGGGUUUUUCCAGGUUGUUCUUCCCUCAGUCCCAUUUUUUCCGGACAAACAUUUUUCCAAAUCAUGCCAGUGUCCCUCCCCUUCCCUGUGUCCCACUCCAAGACUCACCAACCCUUAAUUUUCACCCACCAGGACCUCACCACCACCCCAGGGCUGUUCUCCUUCUCCAGGGGAUGCCGAACACGUUUUUUCCGGGAUGUUCUCCCUCAAUCCCAUUUUUUUUGGAUGAGCGCCAUUCCAGAUUAUCCCCAUCUCUCCCGGUGUCCCUUCCCUUCCUCUUGGAUCCAAAGGGAACACUCCAAGACUCACCAACCCUUGAGUUUCGCCCACCAGGACCUCACCACCACCCCAUGGUCGCUCCCCUUCUCCAGGGGACUCCGAGAUGAGUUUUUCCGGGAUGUUCUUGCCUCGAUCCCAUUUUUU